UAUCCAUAUUGUGAAUGCAGUGUGAGUCGCAAAUAACUAAGAACUCCAUUAACCUAGCAAACUAUACACAAGACAGAGACACAGAGAGAGACAAGAGGUCAGAGGUAUACAUGGGGAGUCACUCCGAUGAUAGCUCGGCUGCCUCUUUCGUGAAGAACCCGACGAUUAAGUUCACCAAGCUGUUCAUCAAUGGCGAAUUCGUUGACUCCGUUUCAGGAAAAACGUUCGAGACCAUAGAUCCAAGAACAGAAGAGGUGACGGCAAGAAUUGCAGAAGGAGACAAGGAAGACGUUGAGUUGGCAGUGAAAGCUGCACGCCAGGCAUUCGACCAUGGUCCAUGGCCUCGUUUACCCGGCUAUGAAAGAGGAAGGAUAAUGAUGAAAUUCGCCAACUUGCUCGAAGAAAAUGUAGAAGAAUUAGCUGCCCUGGAAACAAUUGACUGUGGAAAGUUGUUUAGUGUCGCCAAGAACAUGGACAUUCCAGGUGCAGCAAGUUUACUCCGUUACUAUGCUGGUGCAGCUGAUAAAGUUCAUGGUGAAGUACUGAAAAUGUCCCGUGAACUUCAUGGAUACACUUUGCUCGAACCGAUUGGAGUCGUGGGCCACAUAAUCCCUUGGAAUGUCCCCACCUCCUUGUUCUUCAUGAAGGUUAGUCCGACUUUAGCUGCCGGAUGCACUAUGGUCGUCAAGCCUGCUGAACUAACUCCUCUGUCAGCUCUCUACUUAGCUCAUCUUGCUAAGCUGGCUGGAAUCCCUGAUGGAGUGCUCAAUGUUGUAACCGGAUUUGGUCCAACAGCUGGGGCUGCCAUAAGUUCUCACAUGGACAUCGACGCAGUUAGUUUCACUGGUUCCACAGAAGUAGGACGCAAAGUAAUGCAGGCCGCAGCAGCAAGUAAUUUGAAAGUGGUUUCACUUGAAUUAGGAGGCAAGUCACCCCUUAUAAUUUUUGAUGACGCCAAUGUAGAUAUGGCUGCCGAGCUUGCUAUCAUGGGCAUUCUAUUUAACAAGGGAGAAGUAUGUGUGGCUAGUUCUCGUGUUUAUGUUCAAGAAGGGAUAUAUGACGAGGUUGUGAAGAAAUUAGUGGAAAAGGCAAAAGCUUGGGUAGUUGGGGAUCCUUUUGAUCCUAAAGCUCAACAAGGACCCCAGGUCGAUUUGAAGCAGUUUGAAAGGAUUCUUUCAUACAUUGAGCAAGGCAAGAGAGAAGGAGCAACCCUUUUAACUGGGGGCAAGCCCAUUGCUCGGAAGGGAUAUUACAUUGAGCCUACAAUUUUCGCUGACGUAAAGGAAGAAAUGCUCAUAGCGCAGGAUGAAAUAUUUGGACCAGUUUUGGCUCUUGCAAAGUUCAAAACAAUUGAGGAGGCGAUUAAGAGGGCCAACAGCACUAGAUAUGGCCUAGCAGCUGGCAUCGUGACAAAUGACUUAAAUGUGGCUAACACCGUCUCAAGAUCAAUCCGUGCAGGUACCAUUUGGAUAAACUGCUAUUUUGCUCUCGACUAUGACUGCCCUUUUGGAGGGUAUAAGAUGAGUGGUUUUGGAAAAGAUUUUGGAAUGGAUGCCCUUCACAAGUAUCUUCAAGUGAAGUCGGUUGUCACUCCCCUUUAUAAUACACCCUGGCUUUGAAUCAACAUCCCUUCGGGCCUGCUAGCUAAAUCUGGAAAAUACGUACAAUAAAGUGCAAUAAAUGGAAGUUACGUAUUCUUUUGGUGGCUCGAAGGGUUUGCAUUAAUGCAGUGAGUUCAAUAUCUUAGGUUCUGUAUUUUGUCAUAUACACUUUCGUCAAGUGCUGAUAUACACUUUGUCAAGUGCUGCAUAAAAAGCGAAUGCUUAAUUUUAUGUGCUGCUUCAUUGUGUUAAUUAAUUCAGUAAAAU
Juglans microcarpa x Juglans regia is the source of this 1868-nucleotide messenger RNA. RefSeq names its product aldehyde dehydrogenase family 2 member C4-like. Lineage: Eukaryota; Viridiplantae; Streptophyta; Magnoliopsida; Fagales; Juglandaceae. The record is from RefSeq and is a predicted model, not a curated record. The coding region runs from base 15 to 1619 and encodes 534 amino acids. The transcript is spliced from 9 exons. Gene Ontology annotation, molecular function: aldehyde dehydrogenase (NAD+) activity.